CACAGCUCGAAAGCAACAGAGAGACACGGACACUGCAGCGAGCAUCUUGCUGCUCCGCGAGCUUACAAUUCGAUCUCCGAUCCACCGCACCCGUGCACCACCAACUCCGAUGGCAGCCACGGUGAUGGCAUCCAUGGGCUCCCUAUCCUUCGCCGCCGGCGGCGCUCGUGCCGGCGGGUUCCCCGUUCGGGUUCCGGCGUCCGCGCUCGCGCCGCGGCGACGCGCCCUGCAGGUCGUCAGGGCCCAGGCCGAGGACGCUGAGCCAACAACGGAGGAUACGAGCCCCGCGUCCUCCUCCUCGGCCUCCACCCCAUCGGCGGCCACCCCGACGCCGAAGCCCAAGGCGGCGAAGAAGCCGGCGAGCCCGGGGCUGUGGGACGCGCUAGCGUUCAGCGGCCCUGCGCCCGAGCGCAUCAACGGCCGGCUCGCCAUGGUGGGCUUCGUGUCCGCGCUCGCCGUCGAGGCGUCCCGCGGCGGGGGCCUCCUCUCGCAGGCCGGCAGCGGGUCCGGGCUCGCCUGGUUCGCUGCCACCGCCGCGGUGCUCUCCGUGGCGUCACUGGUACCUCUCCUAAAGGGGGACAGCGCCGAAGCUAGGAGCGGCGGCGUCAUGAGCGCCGACGCGGAGCUCUGGAACGGCCGCUUCGCCAUGCUCGGGCUCGUCGCGCUCGCCUUCACCGAGUACCUCACCGGCGCGCCCUUCAUCAACGCGUAGACGCGUACGUACGUGCGUAGGGUCGGACCCCGUACGUGCUGUGUACAUUGAAUCUGUACCUUAACAACUGUAGGCCGGAAUGCAGUACUGAGCAUGAUAGGAGUCCUUUUUUUUUUUCAAUACAUCUCAUCUAGAUACAGCUGUGUAUCCGUUCUAGAUAACAUACGCCACACAAACCCGCAUACUCCACUCACACGCCUGCUCGCUUGUGCUACUUGAGAGGCUGCAGCGGAGCUGCACGGCCAGCUGAUCGGCUGCUGCUCCAUAAAAAGGAAAUCAGCUAUAGCUCAAAAAAUCUUUCCGUAUGCAGCCGCAUUCGCUCC
Setaria italica (foxtail millet) is the source of this 1035-nucleotide messenger RNA. Its product is annotated as low molecular mass early light-inducible protein HV90, chloroplastic-like. Lineage: Eukaryota; Viridiplantae; Streptophyta; Magnoliopsida; Poales; Poaceae. The record is from RefSeq and is a predicted model, not a curated record. The coding region runs from base 110 to 712 and encodes 200 amino acids. The transcript has a single exon.